Messenger RNA from Gavialis gangeticus (Gharial), 1761 nucleotides. It is a transcript of the gene NF2, whose product is annotated as neurofibromin 2. The transcript is spliced from 16 exons. Gene Ontology annotation, molecular function: actin binding; cell adhesion molecule binding. Gene Ontology annotation, cellular component: cytoskeleton; apical part of cell; plasma membrane. NCBI's taxonomy places the organism in Eukaryota, Metazoa, Chordata, Crocodylia, Gavialidae. The record is from RefSeq and is a predicted model, not a curated record. The coding region runs from base 199 to 1737 and encodes 512 amino acids. Gene Ontology annotation, biological process: positive regulation of protein localization to early endosome; regulation of organelle assembly; regulation of gliogenesis.
UGGGCAAUCAUUUACAAUGUGUUGUACUGUCUGAAAAAUCACACGACAAUUGCAACCCAGACUCUUUAAUUCUCUGUUUAUGGGGUGAAGUGGAAAGGGAAGGAUUUGUUUGAUUUAGUAUGCAGGACACUAGGACUCCGAGAAACCUGGUUCUUUGGACUACAGUACACAAUCAAGGAUACUGUGGCAUGGCUCAAAAUGGACAAGAAGGUCCUUGAUCACGAUGUUCCGACGGAAGAGCCAGUCACUUUUCACUUCCUAGCCAAAUUUUACCCUGAGAAUGCUGAGGAGGAGCUGGUUCAGGAGAUCACACAACACUUGUUUUUUCUGCAGGUAAAGAAGCAGAUUUUGGAUGAGAAGAUCUACUGUCCUCCUGAGGCAUCUGUUCUUCUGGCCUCCUAUGCUGUCCAAGCCAAGUAUGGAGAUUAUGAUCCCAGUGUUCAUAAGCGGGGCUUCUUGGCACAAGAGGAGCUGCUUCCAAAACGGGUAAUAAACCUUUACCAGAUGACUCCAGAGAUGUGGGAGGAAAGAAUAACAGCAUGGUAUGCAGAGCAUCGAGGCAGAGCAAGAGAUGAAGCUGAAAUGGAAUAUUUGAAGAUAGCUCAGGACUUGGAGAUGUAUGGAGUGAACUACUUUGCAAUAAAGAAUAAGAAGGGCACUGAACUGUUACUUGGUGUUGAUGCCCUGGGGCUUCAUAUUUAUGACCCAGAAAACAGGCUGACCCCCAAAAUCUCUUUUCCAUGGAAUGAGAUCCGGAACAUCUCUUACAGCGAUAAAGAGUUUACGAUUAAGCCAUUGGACAAAAAGAUUGAUGUCUUUAAGUUCAAUUCAUCGAAACUGCGUGUGAACAAGCUGAUUCUUCAGCUGUGUAUUGGAAAUCAUGACUUAUUCAUGAGAAGAAGAAAGGCAGACUCAUUGGAGGUCCAGCAGAUGAAAGCACAGGCCAGGGAAGAGAAAGCCAGGAAGCAGAUGGAACGACAGCGUCUGGCCCGGGAGAAGCAGAUGAGGGAAGAGGCAGAACGAACAAGGGAUGAGUUAGAGAGGAGGCUUUUGCAGCUAAAAGAAGAGGCUACAAUGGCCAAUGAGGCUCUGAUGAGGUCUGAAGAAACAGCGGAUUUGCUGGCUGAAAAAGCCCAGAUCACAGAAGAGGAGGCCAAGCUCCUGGCUCAGAAAGCAGCUGAGGCAGAACAGGAGAUGCAGCGAAUCAAAGCAACAGCCAUUCGGACAGAAGAGGAGAAACGCUUGAUGGAACAGAAGGUGCUGGAAGCAGAGAUGUUGGCCCUGAAAAUGGCAGAAGAAUCGGAGAGAAGGGCGAAGGAGGCUGAUCAGCUAAAGCAGGACCUUCAGGAAGCCCGUGAGUCAGAGCGGAGAGCAAAGCAGAAACUCUUGGAGAUCACCAGCAAGUCAUCCUACACACAGCCGAUGAACUCGAGCACGACAACACUUCCUGCCGAUCUGCCAAGUUUCAUCAGUGAGAGUCUGUCCUUUGACUUCAAGGAUACUGAUAUGAAGAGACUUUCCAUGGAAAUAGAAAAAGAGAAGGUGGAGUACAUGGAGAAGAGCAAGCAUCUGCAGGAGCAGCUGAAUGAACUGAAGACCGAGAUUGAGGCACUGAAGCUAAAGGAGAGAGAGACAGCUCUGGAUAUAUUGCACAGUGAGAAUGCCGACCGAGGCAACAGCAAGCACAACACCAUUAAAAAGCCUCAAGCCCAGGGCAGAAGACCUAUCUGCAUUUGAGACUGCAAAGUAGGUUAUUCUAAG